Molecule: messenger RNA, 1562 nt
Organism: Mollisia scopiformis
Lineage: Eukaryota; Fungi; Ascomycota; Leotiomycetes; Helotiales; Mollisiaceae
Product: aminopeptidase-like protein
Exons: 3
Coding region: 223-1383 (386 amino acids)
Biological process (GO): proteolysis
Molecular function (GO): metalloexopeptidase activity
Source: RefSeq, a predicted model, not a curated record
CUUAUCUCUCCUCUGUAUCUUUCAGCUGUUCCUGAAUCGUCGUAUGAAACAUCUCCAACUAUGGUCGUCAUUUUCAUGUAUCACCAGCCACCUGUGGCACAUUCGGAGCUUGCCGCGGUAGUGGCGCCGCGUAUCAUCGUAGCCCUGCUGCUAUCAUCUAUCUACAGGGACAAGUAAACAGUGCUUUCUAUCUCUCAUUAUCAAAACAAAUCCAUCUACAAUAUGAAGUUCUCCACGGUCUCACUACUAGCUCUGUCUGCGGCAGCUGUCAAUGCUCGAUUUAUUGAAGCUCACGAACAGGACCAAGUGGUGAUCAGCAAUGUCAAAGCCGAGAAGUACCUUAUUGAACUUGCUCCUGGAGAGACAAGAUGGGUGACUGAGGAUGAGAAGUGGGAGCUACGACGAAAUGGCCAGAACUUCAUGGACAUCACGACCACCCAAGACCUCGGAGCACUCAAAGCGUCAUCGAAGAAGGAACCCAAGUUCCCAGCUAAAGUAGCAUACAGUAAGGACCUCAAGCCAAUGUUCAAAGAGCUCGAUAAGAAGAAUAUGGAAAAGAACCUCGAGAAGUUUACUUCCUUCCAUACCCGAUACUACAAGUCCGAUUACGGCAGACAAUCGUCGGAGUGGUUGCUAGAGCAGGUCAAGAAGAUGAUCAAGGAUUCUGGAGCAGACAAAUAUGGAGCUGCGGCAGAGCCAUUCGAGCAUCCUUGGGGACAAAACAGUAUUAUUGCGACGAUUCCAGGGAAGCACAAUAGCACGGUCGUCGUGGGAGGACACCAAGAUAGCAUCAACCUCUUCUUCCCCUCCUUCAUGUCCGCGCCAGGUGCUGAUGACGACGGAAGCGGAACUGUAACGAUUCUCGAAGCUUUCCGAGUCCUUCUCAAGUCGGAGGAUAUCAUCAAGGGCAAGGGAGAAAACACUGUUGAAUUCCACUGGUACUCUGCCGAAGAAGGUGGGCUUCUCGGAAGCCAGGCCAUCUUCUCAGAAUACGAGAAGACGGGCAGGGAUGUCAAAGCCAUGUUGCAGCAAGAUAUGACUGGAUAUGUGCAGGGUACGCUUGAUGCUGGCAAACCCGAGAGCGUGGGAGUCAUCACCGAUUUCGUGGAUCCUGCUUUAACCGAAUUCAUCAAGGAGGUUGUGACUGAGUAUUGCGAAAUUCCGUACAUUGAGACGAAGUGUGGAUAUGCAUGCUCAGAUCAUGCUUCUGCUUCCAAGGCUGGGUAUCCUUCGGCUUUUGUUAUUGAGUCUGCGUUCGCGGAUUCUGACAAAAAGAUCCAUACUUCGGACGAUACUAUCAAGUAUCUCAGCUUUGAUCAUAUGCUUCAGCACGCCAGGUUGACUUUGGGACUUGCUUAUGAGUUGGCGUUUGCGAAGUUGUGAGAGGACAACAAGAUCUUGUAACAGCAAGAAGUUAUGAUGCUAUUCUGCCGGGCUGAAUAUGCAGCAGCGUCCUGCAGAACUUGCAAUACAUGGCAGAAGUGCCACAAAUGACAGUGAUCGCUCGUCAGGCUAUGUACAUUAGCAGGACUCCAAAUGCGAUGUCUCUGCAGAUAUUGAAA